Messenger RNA from Misgurnus anguillicaudatus (oriental weatherfish), 2417 nucleotides. The record is from RefSeq and is a predicted model, not a curated record. Lineage: Eukaryota; Metazoa; Chordata; Actinopteri; Cypriniformes; Cobitidae.
UGUCUGAGCAUUGCUGUCAGUGUUGUUGUGUCCAUUAAUCCUGGCCCCUAAUCUGUCACGAAGUAUUUUGGGUGGGAGCUGAAUGAGGGUCUCAAUUCUUUCACUGUUCGCGUGAGAGUCGGUGCUGUUCAGAAGUUCGUCCUCAGUGCAGGUCAACAGCUGUUGGAGUCAUGUCAGCUUUUCUUCAUCACUGCCCAUUCCUAAAGUCCACUCCUGGUCCAUCUCUAAGGAAUGUGACUGCAUACCUUGGCUUGGCUGACCGAUGUCCCAUCAUUGUCCGCCAGAUGUCUAUUAAAGCCACCCAGUCUGUUGAUGAAAACGGUCUGCUCCCUCAUAAGGAGCCAAAGAGACAGCUGGCCACCACUGCAACCCAGGUGGCGAUCUCCAUGUCCAAGGGCUGUCCUUUUGUCUCCUCCAAGAUCGGAUUGGUUAAAGCCAGUCCACAGGUACAAGAGGAUGUUCAGGCAAUGCAGAUGAAUGAAGCCAAUGAUUCAGGCAUGAUGAACUCGCUGUUCAAUGGUUUACAAAGUUAUCACUCCCUUGGUCUUACACACCUUCUUCAAGACAACAUUGCUCAGCCGAGUUUCGGCUAUGAUGACUUCUUCACUCAGAAGAUUGUGGAGAAGAGGAACGAUCACACCUACCGUAUCUUUAAGACGGUGAACCGUUCUGCUGAGGUUUUCCCUUUUGCUGAGGAUUACUCUGUCCCAGGACGCACGAGCUCCCAGGUGUCUGUGUGGUGCAGUAAUGAUUACCUUGGCAUGAGUCGUCAUCCCCGCGUGGUCAAUGCUAUACAAGAGGCUUUGGAAAAACAUGGUGCAGGAGCCGGUGGCACCAGGAAUAUAUCUGGCACAAGUAACUAUCACGUGGCCCUGGAAACUGAGCUGGCCCGUCUACAUCAGAAAGAUGGAGCACUGGUCUUUUCUUCCUGCUUUGUGGCAAACGAUUCAACCCUCUUUACUUUGGCUAAAAUGCUUCCAGGCUGUGAGAUUUAUUCAGACAUGGGUAAUCAUGCCUCCAUGAUCCAGGGCAUCAGAAACAGCGGUGCCAAGCGUUACAUUUUCCGACACAAUGAUGCCAGUCACCUGGAAGAACUACUCAGUCGUUCAGACCCCCUUACUCCCAAAAUCGUAGCCUUUGAGACUGUGCAUUCAAUGGACGGUGCAAUUUGUCCACUUGAGGAGCUGUGCGACGUUGCACACAAAUAUGGAGCUCUGACUUUUGUGGAUGAGGUUCACGCUGUCGGCCUCUAUGGGGCACAUGGAGCGGGUGUGGGAGAAAGAGACAACGUCAUGCACAAAAUCGAUAUUGUCUCUGGAACUCUAGGAAAAGCGUUUGGCUGUGUUGGUGGGUACAUAGCCAGCACCGCCGCCCUGGUGGACACUGUGCGCUCCUACGCGGCUGGCUUUAUCUUUACUACCUCCUUGCCUCCCAUGGUGCUGGCGGGGGCUUUGGAGUCGGUGCGUGUGCUGAAGAGCCCAGAAGGUCAAGCUCUACGCAGAUCUCAUCAGAGGAACGUCAAAUACAUGAGACAGCUGCUGAUGGAUGCCGGGCUGCCUGUGAUUAACUGCCCCAGUCAUAUCAUUCCCAUACGGGUUGGAAAUGCAGCGAAAAACUCAGAGGUGUGCGAUAUUCUGUUGGAGAAACACAAUAUCUAUGUGCAGGCCAUAAAUUACCCAACAGUGGCUCGUGGAGAGGAGCUGCUCCGACUGGCUCCAUCUCCUUUCCAUAACCCAAUUAUGAUGAAAUACUUUGUUGAAAAACUCUUGGACGUCUGGCAGGAGGCGGGGCUACCGCUAAACGGACCAGCAAUGGCUUCUUGCACUUUCUGUGAACGUCCUCUCCACUUUGACCUCAUGAGUGAGUGGGAGAAGUCUUACUUUGGAAACAUGGAGCCAAGAUACAUCACUGUGGCAGCACAGUGAAUCAUCCAAUCACCAGACCAAGAUGGCGAAGAUCUGUUUUAUCAGAUUCAAUUGACACUUCAAAAAGUUUGACAUUUAUCAUUUAUUUCAUGGUAGCUAAAAUAAAUGUUAAGAAUGCUCAAAUAAGUAUUUUAUGCACUGUUUAUGGCAGUUUAAAGCAUUUCUGUGUAGUUUGUUGUGCCUGCUAUUAAUGAUGCAAUAAGAAUUCAUAUACAGUAAAUGUACUACUGAAAUAUAGUUAUUCACACUGGCUAAAUUCCCCGUAAUUGUGUGUUCCCUUUGCAUGACAACAAACCUGCACAUGGGCACUUUUGGUAAUGUAUUUGAAUUCAAGUGUAUAUUACAUUUAUUCAUUUCUUCACUUGUUUAAGCUAUCGUAUGUACACAUGAAUCAGCAUGUUUAAUAACAGUUUACACUGAAACCAUAUACACUGAGGCCAAUAUGUCCUGUUUGUGUUUUUGGACCUUGAAUUUAAAUUGAUAAAUUCUGAA